UGACCUUUUCGAGUUUCUUUGUUAAUUUUUGUAGCCGGCUUAGCGUGCAACUCAGAGAUAUUCGCUAACACGUAAUUCAGGUACAGCAGAAACCCUUGAAAUGCAAAAAGCGAUGCAACUUUCCAGACUCGUUUUGGAGAACUAGGAAGCGGGUAUUGUUUAUUAACAGCGCUGGGAUCAGUUGAGAAUGGCCAUGCUCUUCUCUCUCUCAAACUUUAUAUCUGCAUCUCAAAAUUUGGAGGACACUAGUGACUAUCCUGCACAGUUAUGAGAAGACAUCCAGCAACCUAAAGCAGCCUGGAAGAGGAGUUCUCUAAUAAAACCAAAAAGCACAAAAUCCUUUAAGACAUCUAGAAUUUCAUAAGCUUUUGGCUAUCCUGGUCUUCAAAAGUUUAAAAAAAUGAACCGUUACACAAUCAUGAAGCAACUAGGUGAUGGCACCUAUGGCAGUGUGUUGAUGGGAAAGAGCAACGAGUCAGGAGAACUUGUGGCUAUCAAACGAAUGAAAAGAAAGUUCUAUUCAUGGGAUGAAUGCAUGAAUUUGAGAGAAGUCAAGUCUCUGAAGAAACUAAAUCACGCCAAUGUAAUAAAACUGAAAGAAGUCAUACGAGAAAAUGACCACCUUUACUUUGUGUUUGAAUACAUGAAGGAAAAUCUCUAUCAGUUAAUGAAGGACAGAAACAAGUUGUUCCCUGAGUCAGUCAUCAGAAACAUGAUGUAUCAGAUAUUACAAGGGCUAGCUUUUAUCCACAAACACGGAUUUUUUCAUAGAGACAUGAAGCCUGAAAACCUUCUUUGUAUUGGUCCAGAACUUGUAAAAAUAGCUGAUUUUGGUUUGGCUAGAGAGCUAAGAUCUCAGCCACCAUAUACAGAUUAUGUUUCUACCAGGUGGUACCGUGCUCCUGAAGUUUUGCUGAGAUCAUCUAUUUAUAGCUCACCUAUUGAUAUGUGGGCAGUAGGCAGCAUCAUGGCUGAACUAUACACACUAAGACCUCUUUUCCCAGGCACAAGUGAAGUAGAUGAAAUCUUCAAAAUUUGCCAAGUAUUAGGGACUCCAAAGAAGAGCGACUGGCCAGAAGGAUACCACCUUGCUUCUACUAUGAAUUUUCGUUUCCCACAGUGUGUCCCUAUAAGCCUAAAAACUCUUAUCCCAAAUGCAAGCAAUGAAGCCAUACAGCUUAUGACUGAUAUGCUGAACUGGAAUCCAAAGAAGAGACCUACAGCAAGUCAGGCUCUGAAGUACCCUUACUUUCAAGUUGGCCAAAUGUUAGGACCUCCUCCACAAUAUCUGGAGAAGCAGACUCCUAUUAAGCCAGUGCAGCCAACAGAACCAAAGCCAACUUUACCCAAACUGGAAGCAGUAUCCAAGCCAGAACCUCUGUCUUCACCUGAUGUACCUGACCAGACGCAGCCACUGCCCCUCUCAAAGGUUAACCACCAGCCACUCCAGCAAAUUCAGUUACCUCAGAAUACAGCCAACCAGCAAGUACCAAAACAGCAGCAGCCACAGACACAACCAUUUUUUCCGACUAUCAAUAAAAACUUGUCACCAAAACAAGCAGCUAGUGGCCCUCAGAAUGGCACAGUAGGUCCUAAAAGCUGCAGGAGGCGAUGGGGUCAGACUUUGGUAAAGGCUAUGGAUAGCUGGGAUGACUUGGACAAUGCUGAAUAUGGAAUGUCAUGUUCAAAGAAACCUAGCAUUGCACUACUAAAAGAAAAGAAAAACAAGGAAUGUCUUUUUAGCAUUCCAGAACCAAAUGCUUCAUGCUGCAUCCAGCCAGGAGGGGAAAAUAAGGUUUUGAUGAGAAAUGAUUCUGGAAGAUUAAAUACAUCAGCAAAACAGUACUAUCUAAGACAAUCAAGAUAUCUACCUGGUGUAAACCCUAAGAGUGUCUCUUUAGUAGCAGUCAAUAAAGAAGGAUCUCAUGGAACGUGGAACAACCGGUUAUUUUCUAAACCACUGGCACAUUUUGGAGAAGGAAUGUCUUUCAACAGAAAUAAUACAGAAGAGAACUUAAUUAUACCAAUUGAAAAACUAUCAUGUAAAGAAAGGUUGAAUGAAAAGUUAGAUGAUCCAAAAGGAAAUCCUGACUUUGUAGGAGGUGCUGCUUACAACCCAUCAGGAGGAUACAUCCCUUCCUUUCAUAAAAAAGAAGUUGGAUCAGCUGGACAACGGAUACACCUAGCUCCUCUUGGUCCAUCUGUGUCAGACUAUUCCUGGAAAAACAAAGCUGCUCGUGCAUUACCAGGUCCUACUUACAAUUCAGCAGUAAAAACCAUGAAUAUUUUAAGUCGCACACCAACAAUUCAGCCAGUACAUGGAAGAACAGACUGGGUGGCCAAAUAUGGAGGACACAGAUAGAAGAUGCCAUCCUGUGCAGGUAUCAUGUGAGCUGUGUUCAGUUUUCCUGCACUGGAAACCUGAAAUGCCUAUUUGCUCCAACUUUUCUUAAGACCAUUCAAUAGUAAAGAAGGAAGAAAAGACCUUGGAUUCUGUUACCUGUGGAAGAAAAAUAAUUUACAAAAUAUUAACUGUCUAUGUAGUAGGAUGGCAUGAAGUAUUGUGUAACAUCUUGCCAAAUCUGAGUAUUUUAAACUAAUGAGAAGUUGAUUUCACUUGACACUUCCCUAUAGAUCCACUUCCUGUCAGAAUACUCUUACAAGAGCAUACUCUUAGUCCAAUGUCUACCACUGACAUACAUUGCUUUCACAUACACGAGCAGCUAGAAGCAGGGCUAAAUCUGAGCAGCACCAGGCUUCCAGAUGAAAUGCUUGUUCCUUGCUAGGGAGAUGAGAGUGAAAGUACAGAUUGGGCUUGGAAGAACACCACGGCAUCAUACAAGGAUUUCAGAACUCACCUAAGAGGUACUUAGGGUCUGUAACAUCUAAAUGUUUAUAGUAGCAGUGGCAACUCUGUGUAGUUGGAUAUAAGAUAUCCAAUGACAAAUACUAUACAAGGUCUGAAAACCUGACCCAAGGUGAUACAGCAAGACUGGAAAAUAGCUAAACUACUAUCAAAUGCUACACUUGUUGAGCUGUAGUGAAGCUUAAAAUUAGACUCUACUGUUAAAAGUAAAUUAUGACCGUUUUCAGUUGAAGAUCUGUGGAGAUUUACAUCUCCCGUCAAAAGUGUGUCACAGUGAUGUUUAAAGGAGCCUGAAUCACUGCAGUUUCAUCAGCUGUUUUAAUGUUGAAUUAGCCAAAAAGGCCUAAGUGAUCAGUAAACUCCUGUUUUUACAUGUUUUACAGACUUCCCCUUAUUUUAAAGAAGUUGAAUCAGGCUGUUCUUCAAAGAGGUUACUUUCUGCUGUAGCUCUUAAAGGCUAACUUAAGUCCCUGAAAACAUACACAAACUUUAAUAAUGCAAUACCUCAAUGUAUAUGUUCAUGCCAUACCUUCCCUGGCUUCUGUGGUAAGUUUUACAGUAACAUCCUGCAAAAGGCCUUGCAGUAUACAAUAAAUCUUUUUUAGGCUACUGUUAACAGUUGCAAUCAGAAUAGAUGCUUUGGACUUAGUAAUUAUAUAAACCCUGCCAUUUUUACGUGCAAAAUUAGUAUGUUCUUUAAAGAUGUACAGCUGUUAAUGAUUACUUUAGGCAUUGUAAAAAGAAAAGUAUUUGUAUGAUUUUUAUAACUACAUGUAAAAUUCCAAUUCCUAUUGCUGACCUAAUGUGCCAAAAUAUAUGGGCUACAUAACUUAAUGUAUGUCAAUUUAAUCUUAAGCUGUUGUACCAAAAAAUCAUAUGGUUUGUUAUAUAAACAGCACCUAAAGAAAACACUAAUACUGGAAGAAAUGUACAGGGAUAGGAAUAUCUAGUUAGUAACACACUAGAAACUUUAAUUCAUUUGCCAUGGGUCUACUCUCAAAUAUUUGUUAUUCCCUUACUAGUAGCAGGUCUUCGUAUGCUAUUUAAAUGUACCUUAAUUUAUCUGUAGAAGUUCUGUUUUAAAAAUGCACUGGUUUUACAAUUAAAAAAACAAUAGAAAUCCAUCACUCAUCUCUAGUACAAGAUGCCAGUGAGUUAGUUACAGUCACAGUGUAGGCAAGCAACUAUGUGGCUAUAGCUCACUAAUAUUACCUAGAACAGAAAAAAUGUAGUACUUGUUGCAUUAAAUAUGGCUCGAAGAAGCACACCAUCCUUACCAUAUACUAAUGGACAUAGAAACUAUUUUGACUUAACCACAAUGGUCUUGACUUGUCCAUAAUCAAAGCAUGACAAGCAUUAAUUUUUUCUUGCAACCUGUAGGAGACUAAUAAGGCUCUCUACAGUCAUGUUAACUCUGAUCCACUGACACACACUUUCAGUGCAGAAAUGCCAGCUAGUGCUUAAGAAGUUUAGUAUACACUCAAAGGUCCAAGGGGAUAAAAAGUACACAACUGUCAAACUCUGAUUCUCCCCUUGUUUGGCUUACUGUUUCUCCUGACUGGGAAGUGAAAGAGGUCCAGCAGCACUUCUCAAUUCAAGCUACUGCUUUCCAAAGCUCAUGAAACAGCUGCAAGGCAUAAACUCUUUGGUCUAAUUCCCUGCUUUUCAUUGCCUUGUUGUCCAUUAAAGGACAACUGCUGCCCAGACUUGCAAGUUAUCUGAUUUGAGACCAGCAUUAAACAAUUAACAAACUGCUGGAUCUCUGCCUGUGCUCAAGGCCAGCUGUAACCCAAGCUGCAUGGCCUGAGACUAGGCUGCUGGCAGCUGCGCUCUGUAGCAGCAGUGAUGAGGACCCUUGGCCCUUGGGGGAGCUGUGCUGCAGCUAUGCCCAUGCCCAGCCACGUUCCUACUGAUUGCAACCACACUGAUUUCCUGGCCUGCUUCAUUUCCUGGCCUCCCUGACCUUGCCUCCCUCAUUGCUGCAACCUGCUAAACAAAUCUCUGUACUUGUGGCAGACCCCAUACACUGCCCCUGGAUGCGCUCUCAUGACCUGCUCACGUAGAAUGGGGCUGUGCCAUCCACUGAGAGGUUGCUGCCCUGCCUGUUUUGCUGAAACUCUUGCCUCCCAGAUCACCUCCUCCAAUGGGAAGAGACUUCCCACUUCUGCUGCUCCCAUCCAUGUCCAGAACCUAAAAUUAUCUAACAAGAAAGGAAGGAGAAAGGGAAGAAAAAAAAAUACAUAAGUUGUCAUCCUCCUGCUGAGGUACUGGCUCAGUAUUUAGGGAACUCUGAACAAAUGAAGCCCUACAAGCUCUCUAAACUAACAGAUCAACUCCACCACUUCCAUUGCUCGCAGUACCAGCCACCAAAGAAGAGAGGUUGUGAACAUCAAGUUCAGGUCCUGCGCAGAAAGGGACAUAAAGCAGAUAGUACCAGGAAGGGAUAUAUUACCAUCCACGUGUAGCUCCCAGCUGCACAGCAAGUUUAUAUUUAGAAUGAUUUCAGGCAACAGAGUACUAGUGAGGGAAUCAUCUGAGCUCUUUAGUCUUUAAAUAAACUUUCACGGAGAGUUUUUCCAAUCUGAAAUAGAUGAUUUCUCUCAGAAAAAAAAAAAAAAUAGUAACGAAACACUUGUAUGAAUAUAUAAAGCAGAUGCUUUUUUCUUCUGGCUAUACCCCUCCUCCCCAACCAGUUCAGAAAACUUGAAAGUCCCUAUAUUCAGGGAAUGGAACAAGGAUAAUUUCUACAAUUCCAUUCACAAAUACAUCUAGAUACCCUACAGAAGAGGUACCAAAUUGCAUCAAUCCAGAUGAAUGAUUAAAGAAAACAGUCACAGAUAAUAUAAGUUUAUAAUCAUAUUUUUUUUGUUUAUUUAGAAUAACAUUUUAAUUCUCAUGAAAUGCAAGUGCUAUGACUACAAUUCAGCAUUAUCUAAUGAAGCACGUUUUUGAUUUCUCUUACCAAUGAUAGGCUGUAAAAGUGAAAUGAAUGACAUUAAGCAGGGCACUUUUCCUCAUGAAAAACUGUAAGUAAGGGGUUUACUUUCAUUGCAUCACAAUAGAAACUUGACAGCCUGCUCCACAAUUGUGUUUUGUGGGCCAAGGCUAACACCAGCCCUAGCAGAAAAAAGGCCCUGAAUGACAAACGUGAUGACCAGAUAAACUGGCAGGGAAGUGGGAGGGGAAAGGUGAGAACAAGCACAUUUGUUACAGGCAGUAAUAGCGACAUGUUGGCAACUUGUCUCCCAUUGUUUAAGAAGUACAAAGGAUUUCAGAUUUUAAAUCCAGAUGUAUAUUUAAGCUUCAUUCCUGUCAUCACGCAAAAGC
Molecule: messenger RNA, 6193 nt
Organism: Oxyura jamaicensis (ruddy duck)
Lineage: Eukaryota; Metazoa; Chordata; Aves; Anseriformes; Anatidae
Gene: MAK
Product: male germ cell associated kinase
Exons: 15
Coding region: 401-2362 (653 amino acids)
Biological process (GO): protein phosphorylation; intracellular signal transduction; intraciliary transport
Cellular component (GO): nucleus; cilium; cytoplasm
Molecular function (GO): ATP binding; protein serine/threonine kinase activity
Source: RefSeq, a predicted model, not a curated record